This is a messenger RNA of Thalassophryne amazonica, 2541 nucleotides long. RefSeq names its product sodium/potassium-transporting ATPase subunit beta-3-like. Bases 279 to 1121 code for a protein of 280 amino acids. Gene Ontology annotation, biological process: sodium ion export across plasma membrane; intracellular sodium ion homeostasis; potassium ion import across plasma membrane. NCBI's taxonomy places the organism in Eukaryota, Metazoa, Chordata, Actinopteri, Batrachoidiformes, Batrachoididae. Gene Ontology annotation, cellular component: sodium:potassium-exchanging ATPase complex. The record is from RefSeq and is a predicted model, not a curated record. Gene Ontology annotation, molecular function: ATPase activator activity. The transcript has 7 exons.
UUAGCCAAUGCACAUCCGUCUGACCGCACUCCAUCAGCUGCUGCGACGGGCUUGGACGUCACAGAUUCCCCCCCUCCCUUCCUUACCUUCCCCUUCUCGUUUUUUUUUUUCUUUUUUGUUCCAUCAGAGCUCUCCUCCUGCUCUCCCUCUUUCUUCGCCGCCCACUCCUCCCCAGCCGCCGACCACUCGCCGCCGCCUCGCCGGCUUCUUCGCAUCAUUCCAUCGCUCGCUGCGCUUUUUUUUUUUAUUAUUCAUUUCGGGACCAUUAGAAUUUCAUCAUGGCAAGCACCGAGGACAAAGCGGCCACUAAGGAGAACGAGGCGUCCAGCUGGAAGGACUCGUUCUACAACCCGCGGACCGGGGAGCUGCUGGGGCGCACGGCCAGCAGUUGGGCCCUCAUCCUGCUCUUCUACCUGGUGUUCUACUGUUUCUUGGCCGGCAUGUUCGCUCUGACCAUGUGGGUGAUGCUGCUCACGCUCGACGACUAUGUGCCGAGGUACAGAGACCGUGUCCUUCACCCAGGCUUGGUGAUUCGUCCUAAUACUUUGGAUAUCUGGUUCAACAAGUCCAAUCCGGAGAAGUAUUUACACUUCACACGUCAUCUGGACUCUUUCCUGCAAAGUUAUGACGAUGCCGAGCAAGAGAAGAAUGAGGAGUGUCGUAGUGGAGUGUAUUUUACACAAGACAACAGCAGUGAAAUGACAAAGAAAGCUUGUCGGUUCAAGAGGAGCUCCCUGAGUUUCUGCUCUGGCCUGUCCGACGUCAACUUUGGAUAUUCUGAUGGGAGGCCCUGUGUGCUGUUGAAGAUGAACAGGAUCAUUGGCCUGAAGCCUCGUGGAAAUCCUUAUAUCAACUGCACAGUAAAAAGAGAUCAUUCAAUUCAGAUACAGUACUUUCCCAGUGAUGGCCAUUUCGAUAAGAUGUAUUUCCCCUACUAUGGAAAGAAAGCCCAUGAGCGCUACGUGCAGCCGCUGGUUGCUGCCAAGCUGCUAUUGAACAAGGUGGACUACAACAAAGAACUGGCUGUGGAAUGCAGGGUAGAGGGUACUGAUCUGCGCAACGACGAUGAAAGGGAUAAGUUCCUGGGCCGUGUCACCUUCAGGAUCAAGGUGGUCGAGUAAAGAGAUCUGGACAAGAAAUCAGUGCUGAGGCUGCCCACGUUACUACGGAUUUAUUUAAGAAACACACACAAAGAAGGAGGUGUCAAAUACGUCACAAAGACUACAUUUGGGAUGUAACUCAGUGGCGAAAUGGCUUUGUUCUAAUUAGUUUGGUUCCAGUAGGCGGUGCCUGUUAGAUACCGAAUGAUGCUUUGACGACGUUUCUGACCCUUCUUUUUUUCCAUGAUUUGACCUCCUGAAAAAUCAUCACAGAACACCAGGCUCAGCUCCUGACCAAUGACUCCAUCUGCCCAUAAAUUAUGUCACACCUAUCAUUCCUCACUCUGUUUUUGUUUGUUGAUUUUUAAAUAUUGAUCUGAUUAGAUACUUUAUAGCCAUUACGAGCAAGCCAUUUGGAGUUGUUAUUGCAGAUGCAGUUUUUUUUCUUUCGUUCUUUCUUUUUAAGCCUUCAGACCUUGAAGAAGAGAAAAUCAUUUUCACCGCUAUACAACGACUGCUGGCCUUGGAAAGAUUUUUAUCUCAUUGUAUAGUAUAUAAAUGAAAAAACAGAACAUUUACAACACAUUUCCAGAAUACUGACCAUCACAAAGACUUGAUAGGAAAUGUAUGUUGAUAACCAAGUAUAGUCACUGUAUCCCUGUAUAUGAAAUAUGCCCACUACAAAGUUCCUUUCUACAUAUAAAUACAUUGUGAUCCUGACCAUAUUUAGGGAAUUAUAGCUAGAUCUGUGUGUUGUGGUCUGCUUACCCACAGCCCAAGUAUUGUGCUGUCUGUCUGACCGUCUGUCUGCAUGUCCGUCUGUCUGUCUGCCCGUCUUCCUGUUUACUGUCUCACCUAUCCACUGCAAUAGCCGACAUGCGGGUGAGGCCUCCAGGGCAACGUAGUGGUCUCCCUCCACCUCGGGGGUACCAUGUAUUGGGGUGCUGUGUAUCGGCGGUGGCUGCGGCGACACACGCACAGAAGGUAAAGUGUAAAUUUGCUUUUAGGCAGAGAGGUGCUGGAAAGCGUUGAACAAAAAAAUAAUAAAUACUAACUGUAACUAUGUACUGUAUAUCUCUAUGUGCUCUGUAUAACUAUCUGGGUCUCAAAGAUUGUUUUCUCUCUUCUUCAGCCUGUUGAUCUGAUUGUCUGCCAGUCUAUUACUCUUCAGUGUAUAUAUAUACAGUAUAUAUACACUAUCUACCACAUUUAACUAAUUCACACUGUAUUUUUGUCACAAAACACAAUGUCUGUGCACUGUAAAGAAAUAAUUUAAGCAAAGAUUUACAUUAAAUAAUCUUAUUCAGAAAGUAUGUUUACACAGUCUUAAAAGGAACCCGUGUUUAAAGAACAACUUGUAACAUCUCUUCAGGGUGCCUUAAGACCUGAUCAAAUAAAUUGUGGAAUAAAAGUGAUUUUGAAAGAAAAAAUGAAAUUUAGA